AUGCCGCUGACGGUCAAGUCUCUCAACGGCGACACUACCUUUCUCCUCACCUUCUCGCCCCCUAGUGCGCCGGCUACGUCGCCGGCACUCUUCCCGGGCUCCUUCACCAUCCUCAUAGAUCCAUGGCUCACCGGCGCGUCGAGCAUCCUCCACCCAAAGUUCCAAGAAGCGAAGCACAGGAAGCAGCCGUGUGUCGCAUCCCUUGCUGAGCUCCCGGAACCAGACCUCGUCAUCAUAUCGCAAAACAAGCCAGACCACUGCCAUGAAGAGACAUUGCGACAGCUGCCGGCAAACUACGCGUCGACCAUCCUAGCCGCGCCAGCCGCAGCGAAGAAGAUCAGAGGAUGGAAUCACUUCGACCCGGAAGCCGUAAUCGCGCUGCAGAAGUUCGACGAGAAGCGGGAGUCACGCGUGUUCCGACUCUCAGUGCCAUCCCCAUCUGCGAGCGGCUCACCGGGCGAGGUCACCAUCGCGCUCCUACCUCCGCCGAAGCAUGACAUUACUCGCGUGCACAACGCCAUCGGCAUAACCUACCGCCCGCCGUUCACAGUUCUCUCCGCGUCCACAGGCAAAUACAUUGACUUGCCCGCCACGCCACCUGCUUCUCCGCUCUCUCCUAUCAGCAUCAAAAGCGCAACGCCGAAGACUCUUGCUGCGUCGCCCUGCAACGACCGCGAGAGGACGCUGAGUGUGAUCUAUUCCCCUCACGGAAUGCCAUACAGCAUCAUCAAGCCAUACGCCUCCAGUCACCUCGUCGAGGAGGCCGCACUGCCCCUCACGUGCCUGUUCCACUCUUUCGACCGCGUACACAAUCCGUGGUUCCUCGGCGGAACCGUCGCGAACGGGAUGCCUGGAGGCCUGGAGAUUGCGCGGAACCUGCUCGCUAGGGUCUGGGUGGGCGCACAUGAUGAGGAGAAGGAACUACACGGUGUAGCGACCAGCAGGAUUAAAACGCAGAAUUUUGGAAUCAAUGAAAUUAACGAGUUACUGCGCGAGCCGGGGCAGGGAGCUGGGCCUAAAGUCUGGUCGAAUGCCUUUGCUGUCAGUCUGGAAGCUGGUGAGGAGAUCAGAAUUGGCGUGAGGGAGGAUAUCAGAUUGAUAUGA
Molecule: messenger RNA, 1104 nt
Organism: Coniosporium apollinis CBS 100218
Lineage: Eukaryota; Fungi; Ascomycota; Dothideomycetes
Exons: 1
Coding region: 1-1104 (367 amino acids)
Source: RefSeq, a predicted model, not a curated record